GUUAUCAGAACUUGAGAGAUUUUGAUGUUCAAAUGCCACUUCUGUUAAUGUGAGCAUAAACUCUGUGGUUUAAGAUUACAACAAUGGAUGGAGAGGUUUAUUCAUAGAACUCUGAUAGCUGUAGCUGAGGGUUUCACCCAACAAGGCAAGUAAAACCUUCAGUAGCUUUCCCAGAUUUUUGGGAAAUUUAAGGUUCACCUUCAGGAUAAACUGUGUCCAAAAUUUCUAAACACACUCAAGUUGCUCCCAAAUCUGUUCUCUAUGGAAGCUGUACUGAAACCAGAAGCUGCAAUGCUCUCUGGGGAAAAAUUAAUCCCUUGAAUAUUUUAAGGGGAGGGAUUAUAUUGCUUGUGUUUUAGCAGAAUCUGAACAAUUUUAGCAUCUCCAGAAAUGUUUUUUGUUUUCGAGUGCUUUGUCUCUAUUAAGAAACAGAUUUUCAUUACUAGAUUUAGAUGUCCUGCUUUGUUAAAUCCAUCAUUAGGUAGAUCAACUAAGCUAAAAAAUGGGGAAGGCAAAUUCUUUAAGGAAAAGAACCGAGACUAUUGAAAAAUAUUAAAUAAUUGCAGUUCAAACCCCAGUUGUACUGGGGGAGGAUCAAACUAUAUUUUUGUGAAUCUUUGAAAGAAAAAAUCAUAAUUGUAAAAGCAGUCUUCAGGUCAGAAUUUCAAUACAAUGUACCAUUGAGUAUCCUGUAGAAGUAACUUGAAAUGAAUUACCCAGACUCAGUAAUAAAAUGUUUGAAUCAUAAUCUCAUAAUUUAUGACUUUUGUCUCCCUUAAUUUCCACUGCCUUUUGAAAGCAGUUUUACUAUUUAACAGGAGAGAGAGGAAGCAUGUUCUAAAAAUAAGUAUUAAAUGCAGUAAAAGUGACAGUAAUGCCUUCUGCUUUUGUAAGCAGAUCAAGAUAAUACUUUUCCUGCUUGUACCUUUGCUGUUUUCUGUCUAUAGAGCAAUCUAGAGGAAAAUGGCUGCCUUUUUACUUUAUAAAUCCAGGAAAUAAACUACUGUGUAUUUAGCAGAAUUUGGUGUAACACAUUCACUGUGAGGCACUGGGGCUCACUGUCGCCUGAGAUGCUCAGAUAUUUGAUGUUAGUUUUUGUGCUUGUAGGCUAAGUUAUCUCUUGAGUGGCCAGUUGAAAUAUUUAAUUCUUUAAGAGUAACCUACAAUACUGCUAAUCAUGACAAUAUCUUUACACUUGUAUCAAGUGUGAAGUUAAAUCAUUAGGGUGUAAUAGAUUCUGGAUGCUUUAGGGAAUAAAUGCAGUGUGUGGUAUUCCCUGGGGAAUUUCCAUACUUCUUUGAGAAGAAGAGUUCAGAGAAUUCUCUGAAGCAAUCCUGUACUGCAUUGUUUGCCACGAACAACAGAUUGAAAAACUUCUUCCAGUUUUACUUGAAGAGAACAUUAUAGGCUGGUGAUGGGUUGCCACAGAAUUUUAAGGGAGGGAAGGAAUUUGAAAGAAAAUUUUAGAAGUGCAUAUUUUAUUUGUGUAAAGGUCAUACGACAUAGAUACAUAUUAAUUAGUAAGUGUUGUCUUCCUGCGUUGCUUAAAAAUGCUGAUUUUAAAAUCUAAAGAAAAAAAUAAGGUAGUAUAUGCUGCUUUUUUAAUUAAAGAAAUCAGCAACACAUCUUUAGAUUAGCAAAUAACUUAUUUGAUUCCAUCUCUAAAAGUGACAACCUAUUGUAAACUGUCUGAGAUGAUAAUACCAGCAAGGUAAGAAACGGGGUUUUUUAUCUGGGCUUGGGGUUUUUGGGUUUUUUAAUUCAUUGUGAGGAAAUAAGAGAAAAAUAAUUGAAAUCUCUGUGGGGCAAACCUUUCAAAGACCUUAAACUCUAAUAGUGAUAGAGACAUGGAUCCCUUUUUUCAAAAUAAUGUCUUUGAUCAAUGAAAAUUCAGUAGAAACUCCAGUGUUUCAGUUUUAAUAUUGUGUCACUAUUAAGAGGAAUUAAAUGUAAUGUAUCCUUGAAUAUGAUUAUUUUCCAAGCUAUAUGGGUAUAAAACAAGAUAUAAGUCUUUAGAAAAAAGUACGACUUCUCGUGGUGGUACACUUAAGAAGCUGGAGAGCUAGAAGAUGGACCAAACUGCUUUCUGUUUUCAAUGACUUAAUGAAGCAAGCAAAUGACAAUUCUAUAAAGAGAUUAAAAUGCCAUACUGCAGUUGUGGUUUGUCUGUCUGCAUCUUGGAUGCUACUGGGUGGCUGAAUUUACAGUUCAUCAUCUCUGUGAAACCAACGUGGUGUGAAUGCAGUAUUCAAAGUGAGUGGAAUUUCCUUGAAUAAAGGAAAAGAUGGAGGUGCCAACAGUCAGCAGUAAAGAUAAUGGUGUGUCUCAUGUUCUGACUCUAGCGCUGCAAGAGCUCAGCUUGCUCUGCAAGAGAGAUGUCAAUGGCGUUGGCAUGCUCUAUGACCUGCUCAGAUCUCGCUGGCUGCAAGCACUGCUGAAGAUUUAUGAAUGCCUCCAACACUAUCUUGCAAAGAGACCAGCUCCUGUCACACUGCAGGCACGUGUGCUGAGUCGUGAGGUGGUAGAGUUACUGCAUGAAGCCCCUCAGUCAGGAGAGAUCAAAGAGCUAAGACGGCUCCUGCGUUCUCCACACUUCAAGGCCUUGCUAUCUGCUCAUGAUACUGUGGCCCAGAAAGAUUUUGAACCAACCCUUCCACCACUGCCAGACAACAUACCUGAAAAUGAAGAAGCUAUGAGGAUUGUCUGCUUAGUGAAAAACAACCAGCCUCUGGGUGCCACCAUUAAACGCCACGAGAUAACAGGUGACAUAACAGUUGCUCGUGUGAUCCAUGGUGGGCUGGCAGACAGAAGUGGGUUGCUGUAUGCUGGAGACAAACUGGUGGAAGUAAAUGGAGUUCCUGUUGAGGGACUUGAGCCUGAGCAAGUCAUUAAUAUUCUGGCCCUGUCUCAGGGGACAAUUAUGUUCAAAUUAAUUCCAGUUUCUGAUCGGCCUGUCAGCAACCAAACAACAGUUUGCCUUUUAAGAGGGGUGAAAUACUCCAGAUUGUGGAUCAGAAUGACGCUCUCUGGUGGCAGGCCAGGAAAGUUUCAGAUCUCAGUGCCUGUGCUGGACUCAUACCCUCAAAUCAUCUUCUUAAAAGAAGAGGAAGAAUUUGGUGAAUUUGGUCAACGAGUCUUUAUUGCUGGAUUCCGCAGGAGCAUGCGGCUGUGCCGCAGGAAGGCCCGGCUCAACCAGCAGUCCUGCUACUCCCGCUGCCCCAGCAGCUGCUACAGCAGCCUGGCAGCUCCCUACGAAGAGGUGGUCAGGUACCAGCGGCACCCGACAGACCGGCACAGACUGAUUAUCCUCGUGGGGCCCGCAGGAGUUGGUGUGAAUGAGCUGCGGCGAAGGCUAAUCACAAGUAACCCACGAGAGUUUCAAAGUGCCACACCUCACACCACUCGUGUUCAGAAGAGUUAUGAAAUGAAUGGUCGUGAAUAUCACUACAUAUCGAAGGAAACUUUUGAAAACAUGGUGUAUAGUCACAGAAUGCUGGAAUAUGGGGAGUACAAAGGGUACCUGUAUGGUACCAGUAUUGAUGCAGUGCGAACAGUCCUUGAUGCAGGGAAGAUCUGUGUAAUAGAUUUAGAACCACAGGGUAUACAAAUAGCCCGGACCCACGAGUUAAAGCCCUACAUUAUAUUCAUCAAGCCACCCAGCAUAGGCUGCAUGAGGCAGACUCGUAAAAAUGCCAGGAUCAUUACAGAUUAUUAUGUGAACAUGAAGUUCAAGGAAGAAGAUUUACAGGAGAUGGAAGAAUCGGCUAAGAAAAUGGAAGCUCAGUUUGGUCAGUUCUUUGAUCACGUGAUUGUGAAUGACAAUUUACAAGAAGCAUCUGCGCAGCUGCUGUCUGCAGUGCAUCGUGCACAGGAUGAGCCCCAGUGGGUCCCUGCAGUAUGGAUAUGCUCAGACAGUCAGCCCUAAUUCUAAGCAGCAGGCAGCUUCAGAAAGAUUACAGCUUAUGUUUUACUUCAAGAAUAAUCCUAAUGUCAGGAUUGCAAGAAUUUAUCUCUGUAUGUGAGGGAUUUGGAAGAGGAUUAGGAAAGAAGCUCCAACAGGAGAUAUAAUCAUACUAUGUUCUGUGUAGAUUUUGAGCUUUUUAUGUUACACUUUUGUACCAAAAAAAAGGAAAUACUGUGAGUACUCAAUUACAAGAAUAAAGAAAAAUCUAUUUUGUUGCA
This is a messenger RNA of Passer domesticus (house sparrow), 4182 nucleotides long. It is a transcript of the gene MPP4, whose product is annotated as MAGUK p55 scaffold protein 4. The record is from RefSeq and is a predicted model, not a curated record. Gene Ontology annotation, molecular function: protein binding. The transcript is spliced from 17 exons. The coding region runs from base 2285 to 3925 and encodes 546 amino acids. NCBI's taxonomy places the organism in Eukaryota, Metazoa, Chordata, Aves, Passeriformes, Passeridae. Gene Ontology annotation, cellular component: plasma membrane; adherens junction.